AUGGCCACCAUCUGGCUGCGCACGAUCAAGCCAAACGAGUACCCUGCAGUGCCUUCAGAGGAACUCAUAUAUUCCGACAGGAUACUCAGAGGCCUCCGACUGAAGGAUAAGGACAUUCAUGCUACCGUUCAGUAUCGGAUUCCAACGGAAAUAUUUAAACAGGAGAAUUUGACCAAUUACGACCUGCGAGCCUCCUUCAUACUUAUUCCAAACACGCCAUCAUUGCUUGAUUUCGCGUCCAACUACUCAACUUGGAUUCCGUCGCACAUCAUCGUUCCCCCAGUGCGUCCCUACGAGGUCGGCCGUUCUCUUGAGGAUGAAAUAAUCGAUUCCUUUUCCUUGACCAUCCCAUUACUCGACUUUCUCAACAUUAGCUCUUCGUGUCCCGAGACCUCACGCUCUGGCAAUGCUGUCAAGCCCGCGAAAAUAAUUGGUUCCGAAGACGAGGACGAGGACGAAGAUCUCCCAAAACCUCUCGCAGAAAAGCCAACACAAAAGGAAAGGAAAUUUCUUGACCCAGCCGUGGUUUAUAGUACCUCAGAUUCAUCUCAGGUCCUCGAGUCACAUCCCUAUGUAAUCACCAGGACCUUCCUCCGCGUAGUAGACAUGACAAAGCUGUACGACCGCAAAGAAUACAACAAAUUCCACAGGGAGCUCAAACAGAAGGCGUGCCCCACCCAAGCGAAUCAAACGACAUCAGGGUUAAGCUGGGAGCUUUGCAUUCGGUCUUUUUUCCACAAUGGAAACAUGGAAACACGACUGAAGAUACGAAAGCCUGACCCAUUGGGUGGGGCAAAGAAAGUACAGUGGGCAUACGCUCCGUACAUGUCGAUCGCUCCCUUUGCAUGGGGGCCCCAGGACCUCAUCCCUAUACCUGUAAAUCGUGAAAAAUGUACACCCACUCAGGCUUCUGAUCGCGAAUUUGUGGACGUCAAGUGGACGAUUAACUUUGCCGGAAGGACGCAUGACAAGAGUCAUAUCGCUGAUACAUCCGGCUUCGCGGGCUUUACGGCGAAGUUCAACAUGACAGCCCCGGAAGAUGAGCUGAAAAAGGUCCAGUUCACAAUCGAAAGAAUGCAGGGCCUCCACGGGCACAGAUUCAACCAAGAUGUUCAUCCCAGACGACACUUUGUUUUCAGUAUGAUUGGGUUGUUCAUCUAUGCUGUCGUGAAGAUAUUGAACGCACAUUACUGGUAUUCUCUCACAUCUACGAUUGGAAUAUCCUGGCCUGGUGUUAGCCUCCUGGCUCUAUCGGGAGUCCUUUCCACUCUUUCUAGUAUAAUCACCACCGAUUCCGAUCCCUCUUACCUUUGGAUUUUCCUCAAAUCGCUGCCUUCUCUGGUAAUUCCCUGGCUGAUGAUCAAGGCCCUCCUACGUCUGGAAUUUGACUGGUGGAGAGGUGGAUAUGUGCCGACUAUCAAAUUCAUGCCGCCGACGCACGGUGAGAAGGUCAAUCAAAGGCUGAACGAUGCCGCCAGUCGGCAGAUUGCCUUGACGAUGUUUCUUGUGGUUUGUGCCGUAUACUAUUUCAUCCAGCCCAAGGAUGUUGGGAUCAUCAACCCAAGCACCAACGGAUCGCCGAAAGAACCGCCUUCUCCAAGCCUGAUUGUUCAACUUCUGACACUCAUCAUCCCAGCGGCUUACCUUGUUGGGAUGGGAAUGCAGUUGUGGUUCAAUCGCCGCUCGAGGAUGUUCGCCGGGCAGUAUAGGGUAUCUGCAUUGCUAACCUUCAUUUCCUAUCAGCGGCCGCUUCUUAUGGGAAAUUCGAGAGUGGGAGCUGGCGAUUUUGGACAUCCUGGAUUCUCGGUAGAUGAUCUGUUCCAUUGGGUCGUUACGGCCGCUGCGGCCUGGCAGUCGUUCAAGUAUCCAACAGUGAAGAAAGAAGAUUGA
This is a messenger RNA of Cyclocybe aegerita, 1890 nucleotides long. Lineage: Eukaryota; Fungi; Basidiomycota; Agaricomycetes; Agaricales; Hemipholiotaceae. The record is from the annotation of a GenBank genome assembly.